AGGAGGAGGAGGAGGAGGAGGAAGGGGCCACUCACAGUGACAGCCAGCCCACUAUCAGAGCGAGGCUUGGUACGCAACGCCAGCUGCUGCUGCUGUAGUGUAGUGGGUCUAUCAGACACCCGUGUACCGGCGCUGUCACUGCUGCUGCUGAACACACUGCGGGCGACAUGGGCUCUCAUACUCUGCGCUUUGACGGGCGAGUGGUGCUGGUCACCGGGGCGGGUGCAGGUUUGGGGAAAACGUAUGCACUGGCCUUCGCUGAAAGAGGAGCUUCUGUUGUAGUAAAUGAUCUGGGAGGUGACAUCAAAGGAGAUGGAAAAAGUUCAUCAGCUGCAGAUAAGGUUGUUGAAGAAAUCCGAGCCAAAGGAGGGAAAGCAGUUGCCAAUUAUGAUUCUGUGGAAGCAGGAGAGAAACUUAUCCAAACAGCCCUGGAUGCAUUUGGGAGAAUAGAUAUUGUUAUAAACAAUGCUGGAAUUUUAAGAGACCGCUCAUUUGCAAGAAUAAGUGACAUAGACUGGGAUAUUAUUCAUAGAGUUCACUUAAGAGGAUCUUUCCUGGUUACACGAGCAGCAUGGAAUCACAUGAAGAAUCAAAAAUUUGGAAGGAUAAUAAUGACCUCAUCUGCAGCCGGAAUAUAUGGGAAUUUUGGGCAAGCAAACUACAGUGCUGCUAAACUUGGACUAGUAGGCCUUUCCAACACACUCGCUCUUGAGGGGGUGAAGUACAACAUCCGUUGCAAUUCAAUCGCACCAACUGCUGGUUCCAGGCUCACGCAGACCGUUAUGCCACAAGAACUGCUGGAUGCUUUAAAGCCGGAGUAUGUGGUUCCCCUUGUGCUGUGGCUCUGUCAUGACAGCUGCCAGGAAACUGGCAGUUUGUUCGAGGUUGGAGCUGGCUGGAUUGGAAAAUUACGUUGGGAAAGAACUCUCGGCGCCAUUAUCAGGCAGAAAAAUCGCCCAAUGACACCAGAGGCUGUGCGUGAUGAGUGGGCAAAGAUCUGUGAUUUUGAUAAUGCCACUAAGCCACAAACAAUUCAAGAGUCCACUGGGACACUGUAUGAAGUCCUGUCAGCCGUUGACACUGGGAAGGGAAUUUCUAUGAAUCCCACAAGCCAGCUAGCCUCAUCUUCCAGCAUUGACCCGACCCAGGCAAUAGGACAGAAGCUUCCAACAACGGUGUACAACUACAACCACAUUCAAGCCAUUCUUUAUGCUCUCGGAGUAGGCAUGUCUACCAAGGACCCAGAUCAUCAGAAGUUUUUGUUUGAAGGAAGUGAAGAUUUCAGUUGUUUGCCAACAUUCGGAGUCAUUCUAUCCCAGGCUGCUUUCAUGGGUGGUGGACUAUCCUCAGUUCCUGGUCUUAAUAUUGAUUUUACACGAGUGCUUCAUGGAGAACAGUACCUUGAGGUGUACAAACCCAUUCCAACAUCAGGAGAGACGCGCUCAGAGGGCACAGUGGCAGACAUAUUUGACAAAGGCUCCGGCGCCCUUAUUUUGCUAGAUGUAAACACUUACUGUGGGAAUGAACUUAUCUGCUACAGCCAGUUUUCUGUGUUUGUGGUUGGAUCUGGUGGAUUUGGUGGGAAGAGAUCAUCCCCAAAGAUCAAGGCAACGGCAAAUCCUCCCAGUCGUCCCCCAGAUGCCGUAGUGAGUGACGUCACCUCAGUAGACCAGGCUGCUCUGUACCGGCUUUCUGGAGAUUGGAACCCCCUGCACAUUGACCCUAACUUUGCUGCAUUGGGAGGGUUUGAAAGACCCAUAUUGCAUGGUCUAUGCACUUUUGGAUUUUCUGCCCGGCAAGUUUUGAAGCACUUUGCAAAUAAUGAUGUAACGAAGUUCAAAGCAAUAAAGGUGCGCUUUGCAAAGCCAGUCUUACCCGGGCAAACUCUACAGACUGAAAUGUGGAAAGAAAACAACAGAAUUUACCUUCAGACUAAGGUCAAAGAGACUGGAGAAGUUGCCAUAGCCGGUGCCUAUGUUGACCUUACAUCAACUACUGAUAGUCUGAAGUCUAAAGACACAAUUCAGGACGUUGGGCUACAGAGUGACUUGGUCUUUGAAGAAAUCAGCCGCCGCGUGAAAGAUGUGGGUAAUGAACUGGUUAAAAAAGUGAAUGCCGUCUUCCAGUGGGAGAUCACCAAGGAUGGGAAUACUGCUGCACAAUGGACAAUUGACCUAAAAAAUGGAAGUGGAGAAGUUUACCGUGGUAAAGUGCGGGGCCGUGCUGAUACCACGUUUACUCUUGCAGACAAAGACUUUAUGGAGAUUGUUUUGGGAAAACUGAAUCCGCAACAGGCAUUUUUUGCUGGCAAGCUGAAAGUGAAAGGCAACAUCAUGCUGAGCCAAAAACUGGAAGUCAUAUUGAAAGACUAUGCCAAGCUGUGAGAAUGCAACCACAGGAUCAGGCGAUGCCGUCCCCAUACAUUGAGUUUGUGCUAUAAACAGGAGCUGGAGUAACAAUAAUAAUGCUGUAAUAAUAAAAAAUAAUUCCUCUAACAAUUGUCUAAUAAUUUGAGGAGAGGGUGAUACAGGAAAAGGCAGGACUCUUAUGCUAGAGUUAAUGCCAUACAUUCUGAACUCUUUAGUCAUUGUUCCUACUUUUACAUCUUUAUAUAGAGGCACGCAAUAGUACUGGGGACAUUUAUGACAUUUGGUGUAUAACAUGUGAUGCAUUUAUGAAAUUUGUAGCAUAGUCAGACUAAGGGGUAGAUUUCCUAAAGCUUCUAAAACCAGUGGAGGUGUUGCCCAUAGCAACCAGUUUCGAUCUGUCAAUUUUUAGAAUGCAAUAGAGAAAUUAUAGCUGAAAUAUGAUUGGUUGCUAUAGGCAACAAUUCCAAAAAAUGUUUUAGAAUAUUUAGUAACGGUUCCCUUAAGAGUCAAUCAAUGCAGUUAAGAAAAUGAAAGUAACAACAGAUUUGCAUUGCUUUAUAUGUUCCGUUAAUCUACGUAUUCUGCAUUAGCUAUAAAUAUCUCUAUUACUCUUCUUUUCAUCUUAGCGUAUGAUUCAGUCAUAGGGGUCUAUAAACGGAGCAGUGCAAAGAGUGAAGUGUGCCAGUGGAGAAGUUGCCCAUGGCAACUAAUCAAUUUUGAGGUAACAACUAUCAAGUGCAUCCUAUUACAUUGUACAUAGCAACUAAUUGGUUGGCAUGGGCAACUUCCCCUCUCUUUUCACUGCUCCAUGAAUAAACACCAUCGUUAAAAAUGGAAAAUUUUAAUAUGUUAAUAUUGAAAGCAGUAGGUUUCAUUGCAUGGGAUCAUGACAUGUUUUCUACCAGUCAAUGGAUUGAGUAAAGGCAAAGAUAAAACAAAAUAUUUUUUAUUGUUUUAUUUCUUUUCAUAGACUGUCUGACUAUAUUAAUGAUACCUGUCGCUACCUUAAUAAAGUACUGAUCUAUACAGUACUUGUAUGUAAUUACCUGUUCUAAUAAAAAAAACAAUUGAUUUAA
This is a messenger RNA of Pseudophryne corroboree (corroboree frog), 3445 nucleotides long. It is a transcript of the gene HSD17B4, whose product is annotated as hydroxysteroid 17-beta dehydrogenase 4. The record is from RefSeq and is a predicted model, not a curated record. Gene Ontology annotation, molecular function: oxidoreductase activity. Bases 168 to 2384 code for a protein of 738 amino acids. The transcript is spliced from 24 exons. Lineage: Eukaryota; Metazoa; Chordata; Amphibia; Anura; Myobatrachidae.